Molecule: messenger RNA, 591 nt
Organism: Linum tenue
Lineage: Eukaryota; Viridiplantae; Streptophyta; Magnoliopsida; Malpighiales; Linaceae
Source: the annotation of a GenBank genome assembly
AUGAGCUUGCUGUUCGGCAUCACUUGCUGGUCCCUUUGGCGGACCAGGAACGAUCGCGUCUUUGCAGGCAAGGUCGUCUCAGCUGAAGUCUUUCUACAUCGCGUCCAUGCAUGGGUUAAUGUAGUGAAGAAUGCAAUGGACAUGGACAAGGCAGUUCACUAUCCGAGUCCACCUGCUAGAACGGAGGAGAUGAUCUCUUGGACGCCGCCUCCUCCCGAGUGGGUAACUCUCAACUCUGACGGCUCCGUUAUGACUGCAUCAGGCCACGCGGCUGCUGGUGGCCUGAUUAGAGAUCACACUGGGCGCUGCUACGCGGCGUUCGCUAUGAACCUCGGGAUUUGCUCUGUUACCCGAGCUGAGUUGAGAGGCGUUGUUGAGGGACUUCAGCUGGCCUGGGACCUGGGCUUCCGUCGGGUCAAAGUUCAAAUGGACUCGAAAUGUGCCUGUCAGAUCCUCCAGAGCCACCAUCGCGAGGACAACAGGCACUCAGCAGUUGUUGCUCGGUUCCAGGCGCUCAUUGGAAGAAACUGGGAGGUCGCCAUCUCCCAUGUCUACAGAGAAAGUAACAAGGGCUUUCCGAACCCCGUCUAG